Messenger RNA from Mus caroli (Ryukyu mouse), 1932 nucleotides. Lineage: Eukaryota; Metazoa; Chordata; Mammalia; Rodentia; Muridae. The record is from RefSeq and is a predicted model, not a curated record.
AGUGGAAUGCCAUGACAGGUUUCAAGCCCCCUUACAGUGGACUGUAUUGCUUCAGAAUAGAUUCCAAGAAAUAAGGAUUGAAGGAAGAGCAGUAUAUGUGCUUAGAACUUCAGCUAGGGUUUAAUAUGUUUCAGCAGUUCCCAAAAGUUGGAUCGAAGGGUGGCAGAAGCCAUUUUGAUACUCAAUAUUUUUCCCUAAAUAGAUCAUGACUUUGAAUUGGUGAACAAAGAGAGAUUAAUGUACUUUCUUAAUUAUUGACUCCUAUGACCUGGCCUAAUGGAGUCAUAUCUAAUUAUGGAAAAAACUCAACAACUUCAAUGUAGUAGCUGAAGAAGAUUCCAAGGAUACUUGGUACACUGAGCUUAAGGGCAUAGGUGCUGCUGCCUAAGCUCAUGUGUGAACAUGACAGCGUGGAAAAAUGACACUUCUCUGACAACCUGGAAGUUGAUAUUGGAUGACAGAACCUUUCGUAGCUCUGCAGUCAUCUCAUGGUUGGCACCAGCAAUGUGGCAAGAGCUAGAAAUUGAAGGGAGCAAAGAUGUUGGGCAGAACAGGAGGAGAAGAAUGUCAAACAUUGUAAGUGUCAUUGCAGACGAUAAAAAUAUCAUGGACACAUGAAUAUGUCUAAUAUCCUCACUGGAAUGCUAUAUAUGUGUUCAGUAUGUCUAAGAAUCAAAGAAAAACAUAGCAAUCAUCCGUUUGGGAGAUAUUAUCAAUGCCAUCCCACUGAUGGUAUGAGAAGUCGUGUCUGCUGCAGUCAGCUGACUGAAAUUAAAGGCCACAUCACUGAAAUGAGAAAGUUUGAUGAAAAUGAUGUGAAGCAAAACCUCAUGGCAGAGCGUAGCACAGCAAAGCUGCUUCUCUCAAAGCAUCCAGGAAUCAAAACGAGAGAAAGGCGGAUGCAAAGGCCCAGCCCCUCUGACCAGUACUAUUCUUGGGCAAAUGGACACCACUACAGAAAACUACAACCAUUAAAAAAAUGCAUUGUGGAGCCCAGUCCCAAUAGACACAUCUACAGAGCACUCUCACACCUACGGCUUAGGGAUCAUUUAUGGAAGAGAUGAUAAGAAGAUUUUAAGAGCCAGAGGAUCAUGGAAUUUGUGCUAUAUUACAGAUGACAGAUUCAGACUAGAUGACAGGAUAACCUGUGAUCAUUGGAAGUUUUUCAGGUGGAUGCAAUAUCCAAAUCCAGUUGGAUUUCAGAAGACUAAACUUGGAUACUGGUUCUAAAUAGUAGUGUGUUAAGGAAAGCUGAAGAUCCAGGAUGUCCACAGCAAAGGUUUCCCUAGAACUGAAGAGAAGAAGAAUUGGAAAUGAGAUUCAAGGCAAUCAGUGCAAAUCCUGGCCAGCAGCCCGAGUGAGUAGGAGCCAUGUGACUCUGGUGAGUUGGAGUGUGCAGUUGCCUCCUGCUUCAGAGCUACCUGAUCCGAAUACUAAGCAGAGCGAGUGCCCGGCUGAGUGGAAGACACUGAAGACACUGCAGAGCAAGGUGCUUUUUCCAGAGGUGUUACAGAACAUGGAGAUUAAAGACCAGGGAGCCCAAAUGGAGCCGCUGCUGCCUACGAGAAAUGAUGAAGAAGCCAUUGUGGAUAGAGGUGGAACACGCUCUAUUCUCAAAACACAUUUUGAGAAAGAAGAUUUAGAAGGUCAUCGAACAUUAUUUAUUGGAGUCCAUGUGCCCCUGGGUGGAAGAAAAAGCCAUCGUCGUCACAGGCAUCGUGGUCAUAAGCACAGAAAGAGGGACAGAGAGAGAGAUUCGGGACUGGAGGAUGGAAGAGAGUCCCCUUCUUUUGACACCCCAUCGCAGAGGGUGCAGUUUAUUCUUGGAACUGAGGACGAUGACGAGGAGCACAUCCCUCAUGACCUUUUCACAGAGCUGGAUGAGAUUUGCUGGCGUGAAGGGGAAGACGCUGAGUGGCGAGAGACAGCCAG